AUGCUUUUGCGGUAUCAGGAAGCGCCGUGGGUACGUAUCUCGCCUGGGGGGAUCUCUGCUUCAGCCAUCCUCUCGGCUAUAAAAGACGGCCUUGUUUCUUGGUUUCCCUUUCCUCCUCAUCGGCUCUCCACCACUGCUAGCUACAUCCACUUCCCUUCCAAGCUCUUUCAUUACCCUUCUACGAUCCAUUCCCCUUUUUACUGUCCAACCAUGUCGUCUAUCUUCGAUAACUGUGACACCAAUGACUUCUAUUGCGAAGGCCGUUCUGACCCGUCCAUCGAUAUUGGCGUCCGCUACUACCCUGACCGUGAUCAGUGGAGUCCGAUAUUCAAUCCUCGUGUCGUGCCCGAUGAUAACGCUGAUGGCAACAAAGGCCCAAUUGAAGCUGUUGGCAACAAAGGCCCAAUUGAAGCUGUUGGCAACCAGGGUCCAGUCGAUAUUAAACCAAUCGUGGAGGCAAAGGAAAAAGGGCCCGCUGAGGCCACUGUUGAUCCAGCCUCGAUCAACACUAUUUCAUCUAUUCCAGAUCAGGUGCCGAUCCCUCGCCUGUUCCCAAAGCCGCACCCCUUUGUCUGUGUCCCGUGGAGCGUCCACGACCCCGAACUUCCUCCUGGCCUUCCGGUUCCCUUCCUUCGAAACUUGAAUCUUCCUGUCCCGGCUCCUACUCCGGCUCCGUCGACCUCUAGCUCUGAAUCUUCGUCCAACGACUCGGAUUCCUCGUCCACCUAUCCACUCAUCUCCAAUUACAUCAACUUGAACCACCAAGGAGUCCAAAAACUCCUCCUCAACGACAACACUCCACCAACCGCCGUCUGUAUCUACACCGAGGAAGACGUCAUGCGCAUUUUCGAGGGUAUUGCGCCAGAAUAUGUGGAUAUGUGCUCCGAAUACCCCCCUUCCUCUUUAGCUGAAUCCGCCAGAAUAUGUGGAUAUGUGCUCCGAAUACCCCCCUUCCUCUUUAGCUGA
Molecule: messenger RNA, 966 nt
Organism: Puccinia graminis f. sp. tritici CRL 75-36-700-3
Lineage: Eukaryota; Fungi; Basidiomycota; Pucciniomycetes; Pucciniales; Pucciniaceae
Exons: 5
Coding region: 1-966 (321 amino acids)
Source: RefSeq, a predicted model, not a curated record